AUGACCGAUCCUGCUGCUUGGGAUGCUACGCGGCUGCUGCAGACCCCUCCCAACCCUCGGCUGUCCUACGUUGUACACUCUGUGUCAGGCUACCAUGCUUCCUUUCACCCUUCGCACAUCCUCGUCGACAAGCCGACAGACGAUUCGUCAAGGUGGACCGCUCCGAGUCCGGAGGAUCGCCGCCAGCAAGCUAGAAGGACGGCAGGAGUCGGUACAGGCCCAAGCAGUGCAGGGACCAACCCGGCCAGACGCAGGGAGCCGGAAUGGAUCAUCGUCGAACUCGAGCAAGUCGCGAUAUUGAGGACUGUCGGGUUCGGGAAGACUACGAAGCCCCACCCCUGCAAUCUCGCCGACUUUACGCUGUGGGGCGGUCUAACGCCAGAUCCGCUGUCGAUGGAACCGCUGCUAGAAGGGGGCUUGAAGAACGAUGCGAUGCCUGAGCGGUUCGAGGUGCCGAUAGAGGUCGGCGGAAAGAGGGGAAAGGCUCCCUUGCCAAUCAAGUAUCUCAAGAUCGACUGCCACGUCGCUGCGAACGCCAACUACUCGAUCUCGAUCUGGCACCUCUUCCUCGAGGGCUAUCUCCCGCCGUCCUCCCCCUCGCCCUUGUCCCCCCUCCCUCCCGCUUCGACGCUCGUAUCGCUCUACACCUCUCACCGCUCGCGCACGACGAAUCAUCUCAUCCUCGCGCAUCUGCGCCGCCUUGGACCGCGCUCGCAAGGCAUCCGGGCUUUCGACCUUCUCUACGACUCGCUCGAUACGAUCACGCGCGAUACGUUCGAGAGUCCACUUUGCCGGGAGUUGCAUGAAAAGCUGGUAAGGGAGGGAGAGUGGGAAGAGGCGGAACGGAUAUUGGAUCGAGGGGAAGAGGGAGGGCUGUUCCGGGAGUGGACGCCCGGAGGGGGCAAGGGAAGGACGGUGGCGAAAUGGGAACCACUCUCGCCCUCUCGCUCGACAGCGCAGGCGACGCACUCCUGGCCGACUGGACGAGGCGGACAUGCGAUGGUCCGCGUGGGGCGGAAAAUCCUGCUCUUCGGCGGAUGGGACGGGUCGCGCGACUUGGGAGAUCUGUGGGAGUGGGACCUGACGGCGCCGGACGGUGGAUGGAGGUGUCUCGAUUCGGGGGAAGAGACCAAGGCGAAGGAUCAGCGACCAGGUCCGAGGAGUUGUCACCAGAUGGUCGUGGACGAGUCGGAGGGUUGGGUGUACUUGCUGGGUGGCAGGAAGGACGAGGAAGAGGCGGAGGACGAUGACGACGUGGCUAUGGCGGAGGACCUUGACGACCGUCCUCGACGUCCUCGCAGACCGUCAACUUCCGUUCCGUCGGCCGAACAUACGCCUACGCAUCCUGGCUCUAUGACAAGCUUGCACGGGUCAUCAAAGGAGGACCGGUGGAAGAGCGACUUCUGGCGGUAUAAGGCAGUCGGACCCGGCCGCGGCGAGUGGGAAUUGAUCAGCGAGGACACGAGACGGGACGGCGGACCAGCCCUGCUCUUCGACCACGCCAUGGCCCUUCACUCGCCCACAUCUCGCCUCUUCGUCUUCGGCGGCAAGAACCAACCCUUUGAGCCUUCGGCACGCGAUGAGCUGUCGACAAGCUCGGAUGCCGACCCGACGAAGACGAGAUAUAGCGGAUUGUGGUGCUACGACUUGCGGCGGAAGAAGUGGAGUCACCUGCUCGGUGACCCUCGACCGCCGCCGGGUUCGACGACGCCCUCGACCCUCAGUUCUGACCGACUGCUCUCUCGAGCCGGACAUGCCCUUUUGCUCGAUCCUUCGCCCCGUCAUCCGACCCUGUACGUCUACUCCGGCCAGCGGAACGAGCAGUAUCUUGAAGAUCUGUGGGCGAUUCGACUCGCCAGCGUCGACGGAUCGGGAGAGCGAGGGCGGCCGGGGAAGCGGGAAGAGGGCGACGCUCGCGAGGAUGACGAGGAUGAUCCCUGGUGGCGCCAGGGAACGGUUCUCGACUUUCCUUUCCCAUCGUCAUCUGGGUCGUCGCUAUCGUCAGCCGCAGCUGCCGCCUCGCGGUCGCUGGUCGACCUCUCCGCGCUACCCGCAUCUCCCGAAUCAUCGCCUUCCCGAGUUGGCGGGGGAACUUCCGUAUCGUCGAUGUCGCGCCCAACCAUUCUACAGAUCUGCCGCCUCUGGCCGCCUCCGCCUACCUCUUCUCCGCAUCCCACGCUCACUUCCAGUCCCACGCCACCACCCGGCUUCACGCAACGGCUCGUCCUCGAUUCACACACCGACUCCUGGACGCUCCUGACGGGAUUGAUCCGCUCGCUUCCACCGUCCGCAUCGUACGGCGGCGGGAUGGCCUAUGCGAACGAGACGAGGGAGAGCUGUCUGCCGGGCGUGUGGAGGAGGACAAGGGCGCCCGGUCAGACGCGCGGCGAGGGCAAGAGUUGGCGAUGGGAAAGACUUCAGGAAGAGCGAGGAGCAGGAGCUGUGUCGGCGGAUCAGGCGGGCGACGGAGCCGUUCCAGCAGGAAGGUUUGCGGCCCAGAUUGUCUUUGAUCCUCUGAGGCAUGAGACGUACCUGUUUGGCGGACACUCGGACGUGCGCGGUCCGGUGGAGCAUCGCUUGAGUGACAUGUGGAUGCUGAGGAUCAUCGAGCCCACGCCCGGAGAAGCGCUGAGAUUGGCCAAGUUUCUCGUGCGGAAACAGCGCUUCAACGAGCUGUGCAAGACUGCGCCCACGGUCAUCGCCCUCCAGUACCUCCAGAACGAUCUCUCGAGCGUUGUCGACCACUCGUCGUCUAGCGAAUCGGCAUCCUUUCGACGAUGCAUGGCGGCUUUGCUGUCCGCUCCUCCGUCGAUGAACGUCGAUGCCGCACUGGAUGGGUCGUGUGAGCUGCCGUCUCAGGCGGCCGUCAAUGCCUGCGCCGCGGAGGUAUACCGGGACCGGCACAAGCUGUGGGAGGAAAUCUGCCGGUUCUUUCCAAACGAGGAGCGGCAGCCAGAGGAGGAUUUGGAUGAUACAAGCCGGCUGUUGCGGGUGUGGCAGAUGACGGGCAGGCGAUGCUAG
Messenger RNA from Rhodotorula toruloides NP11, 3021 nucleotides. Its product is annotated as muskelin. Gene Ontology annotation, cellular component: cytoplasm. Bases 1 to 3021 code for a protein of 1006 amino acids. NCBI's taxonomy places the organism in Eukaryota, Fungi, Basidiomycota, Microbotryomycetes, Sporidiobolales, Sporidiobolaceae. The transcript has 9 exons. Gene Ontology annotation, molecular function: protein binding. The record is from RefSeq and is a predicted model, not a curated record.